AUGGCUACGAACGGCACAAACGGCGCCAACGGACACGCCAACGGCACCAAUGGCACCAAGAGCAAGUUCGACCCCAACUUCACACAACAUGUCAUCGACCUCAUGAGCCCCGAGACCAAGCCCAGACACAGACAGGUCCUCGGCUCUCUCAUCAAGCACCUCCACGACUUCUGCAGAGACGUCGAGCUCACACAAGAGGAGUGGAUUCUGGGAGUCAACUACAUCAACUCCAUCGGCCAGGCCUACCAGAAGAACCGCAAUGAGGCAUGGAGAGUGUGCGAUAUUCUGGGUAUCGAGUCUCUCGUCGACGAGAUCAACCACACGGUCGAGACCGACUCGGGCGUGGCCCCCACAUCCUCCACCAUCCUCGGCCCCUUCUGGUCUCCCGAAACCCCCUUCCGCGACCUCGGCGCGUCCGUGGUCCAGGACAUGCCCAAGGACGGCCAGCUCACGUACUUCCACGGCGUCAUCAAGGACGCCGAGACGGGCAAGGGCAUCCCCGACGCCGUCUUUGACAUGUGGCAGGCCAGCACCAACGGAAAGUACGACGUCUUUGACCCGGAGAACCAGACCCGCCACAACCUGCGCGGCAAGUUCAAGACGGACGCCGACGGCAAGUUCUUCUUUUACUGCCUCAAGCCGACCGAGUACGCCAUCGACACCUCGGGCCCCUCGUCCCACCUCCUCACGCUCAUGGGCCGCCACCCGUACCGCCCCGCGCACAUCCACAUGAUGGUCACGCACCCCGACUUCAUCGGCGUCACGGCCCAGCUCUACCCCAGCGACGACCCGUACCUCGAGACCGACACCGCCUGCGCCGUCAAGGACGAUUUGCUCCUGACGUUCAAGCCCGUCCAGAACGAGCCCAAGGGCGCCGUCCUCGAUGUAGAGUACGACGUCCGUCUGGUGUCCAAGAAGUACAAGCCGGAUUCCCAGAUGCUCAUGCAGAACGCCAACCAGAACAAGUUCUGA
Colletotrichum orchidophilum is the source of this 972-nucleotide messenger RNA. RefSeq names its product dioxygenase. The coding region runs from base 1 to 972 and encodes 323 amino acids. The record is from RefSeq and is a predicted model, not a curated record. The transcript is spliced from 2 exons. Lineage: Eukaryota; Fungi; Ascomycota; Sordariomycetes; Glomerellales; Glomerellaceae. Gene Ontology annotation, molecular function: catechol 1,2-dioxygenase activity; ferric iron binding. Gene Ontology annotation, biological process: catechol-containing compound metabolic process.